AUGUCUGAUCAUAAUCUUCAACAACCUUAUUAUUACACAGAUGAUAAUUUUCAGUAUUUAUUUGCUGCGGAAUUGCAUCCAACUCUUUCUUCUUUUUUGCCGCCUUCAACAGCUACUGACUUUGAUGUUCCAGUAAAUUUAAUCUAUGAAAGCUAUAUUCAUCAAGCAGCUGCUGGACCUUCUCAAAUUAUCGUACCAGCAAAUGUCAACAAUGGAAGCUAUUUACAACAAAAAUAUAUUGAUCGUUAUAUUAUUUUUCAUUCGCUUCAAACUAAUAAUUGCUGCGGAAUUACAUCAAAAUUUCCUUCUUUUUUAUUGCCUUCAACAGCUACUGGACCCUAUAAUCUGUCAGACAUGUCUGAUAAUUAUAGAAACAAUAUUCAAACUUCCAACAGUAUUUCUGAUUAUCAAAAUAAUCAAGGUUUUGGCGCUUCUAUCGAACCUUAUAAUAAUGAAAGUUCCCAAACUGGUGAAAGUUGUGAAGAGGCUCAAUUAAAAAAUAAAAAUAAAAAAACUCCAUGUAAAUGGAAAGAUGAACCAACUGUAAUGUUGCUUAAAUAUUUGAAAAAAUAUAAGAAAUUGAUUCUUGAGCUAAAAAAACGUGGUUCUACAGCAGGAAAAGUCAGAAUGCCUCUCUGGAAAGGUGCCUCCAUUAUGCUACGCAAAAAUAACUACAACAAUUAUUCUGAGAAACAGUGCGCAAAUAGGUGGAAAAAUAUUAAACAGAAUCAUGAGAAUCGGCAUAAGAAGUAUCAGUUAUAUGUUGAGGAGAUUCUUGGGUCAAUAUUAUUAUCAAAGAAUUUAGAAAUAUAA
Messenger RNA from Funneliformis geosporum, 813 nucleotides. The record is from the annotation of a GenBank genome assembly. Lineage: Eukaryota; Fungi; Glomeromycota; Glomeromycetes; Glomerales; Glomeraceae.